Molecule: messenger RNA, 1050 nt
Organism: Cetraspora pellucida
Lineage: Eukaryota; Fungi; Glomeromycota; Glomeromycetes; Diversisporales; Gigasporaceae
Source: the annotation of a GenBank genome assembly
GCCCUUCAUCAAGAAAACGAAGCCUUAUAUAUUACGGUUGACCAAUUAGCCACUCAGAACCCUAAUGAUUUUAAGCAAACAAUGCCCAAAAUAAGUCUACCUGACAAGUUCGACAGAUCAUGCGUGAAUUUUCAGAAGUCCUCACCUCUACUUGAAAAUUUUGAUGACUUUGUUGAAGUGUUUGAGGCAACUUUUGGAGAUUCAGAUAAGACAAGAACAGCUGCAAACAAAAUUCGUAAACUUACCCAGGGCCUCAAAUCUGCGGCUAGUUAUGCUUCUGAAUUUCGACAAAUUUCAGGUGAUUUGGACUGGGGUGAGACAGUGUUGAUUGAUCAAUUUCGAACCGGGCUUCGUGGAGAUGUAAAGAAUUUACUUCUUAAAAUGCCAGACCCUACCUUCCUUAAUGAUGCAAUCACAAAAGCUGGUAAUAGCAGACAGCAUAGAAUCGAUGCUAUAGCUGUGACCCAAGAAAAUACCGCCCUGGCUCAAGAACAUUCUAUAUUCACGAUUAAAAAGCCUACACCUCUUUCAGUAGAAGUCAUUGAUGGAAGAGAAGUUGAGUCUAGGGCAGUAACUCACGAAACAGAACCUCCACAACUCUGGUUGCAAGACCAUAAAGAGAAACUUUCUUUUAACCUUAUACCCUCACCUCAUUACCAUGUCAUUUUGAGUCUGUCUUGGCUGAUAAAACACAACUCCAAAAUCGAUUGGAAGGAACAUUUUCUUAUCUUCUCAGACCCUUCUUGUAGUGAUCACUCAAAGGAACACUUAACUAUUAAGGUAUUCCCAGAAAAUAAUAAAAAUCAAGAAUGGUUAUACAUGGUGCAGGUGUUUCUAGCAGCAGUCUUACAGACCUCCACCAUUCAAGCAUCUGUUCCAAAGAAAUAUCAAGAAUUUAGUAACGUAUUUAGCAAAAAGGAGGCAGAUAAGCUGCCGGAAAACAGGCUGUAUGACUGCGCCAUCGAUUUAAUUCCUAAUGCCCAACCUUCAUGGAGACCUAUUUAUGGACUGUCAGAGCAGAAAUUAAAAACACUCAAGCAGUAUAUAUAA